AUGCUACCCUGCGUCGCCCUCCUCCUGAUGGGGCUGCCCGUGUGCACUGUGGCAGGUGACAGUGAACAGGAACUGGACCUCAGCACAGAAGCAAAGCCCUGGGUUAUCGUGACUUUGGAGGGAAACCUCAUUCCUGGCAUUCAGCUCCAGCUGCAGGAGGUGAAGAACGGCAAGGCGAGCCAGUUUUUUGGGCUGAUGGGAAAGCGGGAAGACCUCCAAUCCAGCCAGGAGCGAGAACAGGGUAUCAUCUGGAACGAAUGGUUCAGGGCCUCCUGGGCAGGGGAGGAGUGUCCACAGAAGGUAGGUGAGAGCCUCUAG
Castor canadensis (American beaver) is the source of this 318-nucleotide messenger RNA. Lineage: Eukaryota; Metazoa; Chordata; Mammalia; Rodentia; Castoridae. The record is from RefSeq and is a predicted model, not a curated record.